Molecule: messenger RNA, 2331 nt
Organism: Adineta steineri
Lineage: Eukaryota; Metazoa; Rotifera; Eurotatoria; Adinetida; Adinetidae
Source: the annotation of a GenBank genome assembly
AUGUCUCUUUUAACAGAUACCAUUGUCGUAACAAUUUCUCAAAUCGCUUUUUUUCUUGGUGGUUGGAUGUUCUUUGUACGACAACUUGGGUUAAAUUAUGGUGUGAGAAAUCGUUUUGUUAUUCUUUCAUUUGCAUUAAUAUUUACAUUAAGUUGUAUGAUGUUUGAAUUGAUUAUUUUUGAAAUUCUUGCUUUAUUAAAACCAACGUCAAGAUAUCUUUAUUGGCAUAUUGUUUUAUAUUCUAUGCUUUUUCUACUUGUUUUUCUUAUACCAUUUUAUAUUGCAUAUUUAUUAUUGAAUACAGUUAAAAUUGUUCGAGAUUUUCGUCUUGUUUUAUUGUUUACAUUAAUUGCAUGGUGUUUUUAUUUAUAUGUAUUUUGGAAAUUUGGAAAUCCAUUUCCAAUAUCAAACCGAAAUGAAUUUUUUAGUAUUGAAUUUUGUAUAAGUCGUGUAGGAAUUAUUGGUGUAACUGUUAUGGCUAUUUUAAGUGGAUUUGGUGCUGUUAAUUGUCCAUAUACAUAUAUGACUUAUUUUAUUAAGUCGAUGACUGAUAAAGAUAUAACUGAUGCACAAAAACGUUUAAAACAAGUUAUGGAUGUAGUUGUAACAAAAAAGAAACGUAUUGCUCUUAUUGAACAUGAAAAUUUCAUGAGAACGAUGACUGCAAAUGUUAAUUCAACUAAUCCAUGGCAUAUUCUUCGACGAACAUUUACUUCUCGUUUUGAAAAUCCAUUAAUCAAUCAUAUAUCAUCUGCAGAUAGUGAUAUCAAUUCAAUUAAACAAGAAAUAUAUAUCUAUGAAGAAAUUUAUACACAAUUAUAUACUGAUCUUGUUGAUUUAAAUGAAUUAAAAGAACGUAUUGAAUAUUCUAAAACAUUACAAGGAAAAUAUUUUCAUGUCGUCGGACAUUUUUUCUCUGUAUAUUGUAUAUGGAAAAUUUUAAUUUCAUCUAUAAAUAUUAUUUUUAAUCGAGUAGGAAAAGUUGAUCCGGUGACAAAAAGUAUUGAAUUAACAGUUCAUUAUUUUAAUUUCGAAUUUGAUGUACACUUUUGGUCACAAUAUGUAUCAUUUAUAUUAAUCGGUAUUAUGGUUGUAACAAGUAUUCGUGGUUUAUUAAUAACAUUAACAAAAUUUUUUUAUUUCAUAUCAAGUAGUCGUUCAUCAGAUGUUAUUUUUUUAUGUCUUGCUCAAUUAAUGGGAAUGUAUUUUGUAUCAUCUGUACUUCUUCUUCGAAUGAAUAUGCCAGCAAAAUAUCGGCAUAUUAUUUCACGAGUUCUUGGUGAUUUACAAUUUAAUUUUUAUCAUCGUUGGUUUGAUUGUAUUUUUCUACUGUCGGCAUUAUUUAGUAUUGGAAUUCUUUAUUUACAUCAUCGAUCAACUCAACAAUCACUAUCACUUUAUGAUAAAACUGUACAAAAGAUAAUAUUCAAAUUUGCAAUUAUCAUUGUAUUAAUAACAACUACGUAUGCAUUAUGUUCAAUAAGUGAAAAACCAAAACAAACUAUUGACUGUCUUCAAUUUUUAACAACAGCACUUUAUGGAGUUACUAUGAAUGAUGUAAAAAUGAUAUGUAAUGUAGCCGUAAAUAUUACCCAAUGUGUAAGCAAAGAAUUAGAUGGUUGUAUUGCUGCAGAACUUGGUCAAGCGGCACUUGCUGAAGUUAUAAGUUUAGCUGAACAUUGUUGUCCUGUUACAAGCCAUGAAAAAUGUCCUAUUCGAAAUGGUUUAUUUCAAGGUGCACGUUGUUUUGCUGCCGAUUCUUUUGUUACUUUAUCUAAUGGAAAACUAAAACAAAUCAAUGAAUUACAAUCAGAUGAUAUUGUUUUUGCUUAUAAUGAUCAAACAAAAACAAUUGUCACUACUCCUAUAAUAACAAUGCUUGAUAAUCGACCAAAUCAAUUCGCUAUGUUCAAACAUUUAACUACAGUUUCUGGACAAGAAUUAUCUCUUACAUCAUCUCAUCUUCUCCUAACUGAUAUUCAUGGUUAUAUUAUGGCAAAAAAUAUUCGUGUAGGUAUGAAUGUAUUUGUUAUGAAUAAUAAUGGUUUAUUAUCUAAUGAAACUAUUUCAAAUGUAAUCGAUAUUGUUAAACAAGGAUAUAUUGCACCAUUAACUCAAGAAGGGACAUUAAUUGUUAAUAAUAUUGUAGCUUCAUGUUAUGCAACAAUUAAUAAUCAUUAUUUAGCUCAUGCUGCAUUAGCACCUAUGCGAUGGUGGUAUAAUUUCUUUGGAAAAGAAACUAUUUCAAAUGAAAACAAUGGAAUUCAUUGGUUUCCAAAAAUGCUUUAUGCAAUGACAGCAUAUCUUAUGCCUUCAAUUAUUCAUAAAUAA